CUUCCCACGAUCGCAUUCGUCUUGCCGUGCUGCCGAGCCUUAUGAGCGUGCAGAAAUCGGAUUCCGCAGUCAACAUACCCCGCUGGAGCACAAACACUCCUCUUCGGUUGUAAACCACAGCACGUCCUAACCAUGACGGUCUUUCUCGCUUCCCUGUUCUUACCAAAGACAGUGUACUUCAAACUCCCAGAUGCCCCUCCCACGAGGGGACAGCUUCACCGAGGACAGACCCUUGCUGCCGUAGCGAGUACUAAGGCCGGCCGGCCGCCGUUGACAGCUCGCCCAAGCCUCUUUCCACCCAAGGCGCCCAACACGCCCCCAGAGACACCACCUGACACCGAGAACGGCGCCAUUGACGGGUGGUUCAUCAAUGAAGACGGCACCCGCAUCCAUGUCACCUUUGACGACAACUCGGACCGGAAAGCGCCAACAGACAAAGAAUCGCCGACAUGGGGCAGCCGUUCCUUCCAGCCAAAAUCUCGGGCAAACUCCCCGCCUCCAGCUUCACUGCAGGAGAAUGCCCGAACUCUGGCAAAGGCAAAAGAGCUCGGACGCCAGGGUGUCCACCAGCCCAGAGCCGUGCGUAGUGACAGUCAUGACAGAGUCUUUGCAAACGCCAAUUGGUCUGUCGUGGACUCGGAACAGGGCAACGGUGGGCUGCGCAAUGCUGCCGAUGCUGCUUCACGCGAUGGCUACACCGGCGAGUACACCUGGGUCGGCACACUAGGAAUGCCCACGGACGCGCUGGAAGGCACUCAGCAGAAGGAAGACAUUCAUGACCGGCUUGCCACUGAGUACAACAUGUUGACAGUCUUCUGCUCCGACAAGGACUUUGAUGGUCAUUAUCUGCAUUUCUGCAAGCAGAUUCUGUGGCCCGUCUUCCACUAUCAGAUCCCGGACAAUCCCAAAAGCAAGGCCUACGAGGAUCAUUCAUGGCAGUUUUAUGUCAACCUGAACCAAGCGUUCGCGGACAAAAUCAUUAAGAACUGGAAGCGCGGCGACACAAUCUGGGUCCACGACUACCAUCUACUGCUUGUGCCAGGCAUGAUCCGUAAGAAGCUUCCUGAUGCCAAGAUCGGCCUCUUCCUCCAUGUGGCAUUCCCAUCCUCGGAAGUGUUCCGAUGCCUCGCAGUUCGCAGACAGCUUUUGGAGGGCAUGCUUGGAGCGAAUAUGAUCGGCUUCCAGAUCCACGAGUACGCCCGCCAUUUCCUGCAGACAUGCAGUCGCAUCCUGGCAGUCGAAGCUACCCCUGAAGGUGUGCAACUAGAGGAUCGCUUCGUCAACGUCAUGAAUCACCCCAUCGGCAUUGACCCCGUCGACCUCGACCAGCACCGCAACAACGCCGAGGUGCAAAAGUGGAUUGACAUUAUGAGUGAGCGCUACAAGGGCAAGAAGAUCAUCGUCGCUCGUGACAAGCUGGAUCACGUCCGGGGUGUGCGACAGAAGCUUCUCGCAUUCGAAUUGUUUCUUAACAAGAAUCCCUCGUGGCGAGACAAAGUUGUCCUGAUUCAAGUUGCCCUUUCGACCAGCGAAAAGACUGAUCUUGACGCAGCUGUGGGCGACAUUGUCACAAGAAUCAACUCGUCUUGGGCCAGUCUUGCAUAUCAGCCUGUCCUCUACUUGAAGCAAGACAUCCCUUACUACCAGUACCUCGCGCUGCUUACUGUUGCGGAUGCUCUCAUGAUCACCAGUCAGCGCGAAGGCAUGAAUCUGACCUCUCACGAGUUUAUCGUGUGCCAGGACGGCGCUCUUGCCGACAAGAAGCAUGGCUCGCUCAUCCUGUCCGAGUUUACAGGCACCUCUUCGCUUUUCGGAGGCAAUGAACUCUCAAUCAACCCGUGGAGCUAUCAGCAGAUAUCAAAUGCUAUCCAGAAAGCAAUUGAAAUGCCAAGAGAGGAAAAGGAUACCCGGUGGACGGCACUCCGCAAGGUUCUCGAUCUUCACACAGGAUCCCGCUGGUUCCAAGAGUUCUUGCAGAGCUUAGACUCGGCAUACGAUGAUCAGCAUCGCCACGAUCAGACCUCAGUUCCCCGCCUAAAUCUCGCGAGCAUGAGCCAAAAGUGCCGCGACAGCAAGCGCAGAUUGUUCAUCCUCGACCUCGAAGGGACUCUCAUUCCUUACGGAUCGCAGUCAGAGGCCAUCCUCAUGAAUCCACAGCGCGUGAUUGGGGUUCUUCGGGACCUCAUGGAGGACCCCCGCAAUAUCGUCUAUGUAAUGUCCGGCCGGACUCCGCAAGAGCUCGAGAGAUUCUUCCGUUUGGUUCCUAACAUUGGACUGAUCGCCGAGAAUGGAUGCUUUGUCAAGGACUGCGGUAAGAGCCAGUGGAUUGAGAUGGCCGACCGCCAGCAGAUCGACUCGUGGAAAGAAUCUGUCACGUCCAUUCUCCAGUACUACCUUGAGCGUACGCCUGGAUCCGCCAUCGAGGAUCGAAGCUGUUCAGUCAUCUUCCACUACAAGAAUGCCGAGGACUACGCAAAUGCUGAACGUCAGGCUAGUGACUGGACCGGCCACAUCAACGAGUCCUGCGAAGCCCAGAGGGUUCAUGCAACUCAGCUCGAGGGCUGCGUGGUCGCAGAGGCCAUUGACUGGACCAAGGGAACCGCUGCAGCCCAGAUCUACGAGCGUCAUACCGCGAACGACCCGAUUGACUUUAUGAUGGUCAUCGGCGAUGGACGCGAAGACGAAAAAGUCUUCCGCUGGGCGAAUGACCUGUCUCCAUCGGUGCCAAACGUGAUUACAGUCAGCCUGUGCAACCGCAACACCGAAGCUACCGCUACCCUGACUCAAGGUGUGAACGGGGUGCUCAUCGCACUACAGAAGCUCGUCACUUCAGCCUAGGCUCGGACUCAGCCUAGCAGCUUCGCGCAAGGCCCUAUAGUUACCUGUUCACAAGUCAAACAAGCCUUAUUUCGACCAUGCAUCA
This is a messenger RNA of Microdochium trichocladiopsis, 2923 nucleotides long. RefSeq names its product glycosyltransferase family 20 protein. Gene Ontology annotation, molecular function: catalytic activity. Lineage: Eukaryota; Fungi; Ascomycota; Sordariomycetes; Xylariales; Microdochiaceae. Gene Ontology annotation, biological process: trehalose biosynthetic process. Gene Ontology annotation, cellular component: cytosol; alpha,alpha-trehalose-phosphate synthase complex (UDP-forming). The record is from RefSeq and is a predicted model, not a curated record. The coding region runs from base 133 to 2838 and encodes 901 amino acids. The transcript is spliced from 2 exons.